This is a messenger RNA of Thunnus maccoyii (southern bluefin tuna), 3276 nucleotides long. It is a transcript of the gene rskrb, whose product is annotated as ribosomal protein S6 kinase related b. The record is from RefSeq and is a predicted model, not a curated record. The coding region runs from base 694 to 2055 and encodes 453 amino acids. Gene Ontology annotation, molecular function: protein serine/threonine kinase activity; ATP binding. Gene Ontology annotation, biological process: protein phosphorylation. NCBI's taxonomy places the organism in Eukaryota, Metazoa, Chordata, Actinopteri, Scombriformes, Scombridae. The transcript has 13 exons.
GUCUCCCUCCUAGUUGCACUUUCACUCCCAUCUCCAGCAGAGAGCUCACAAAUCAAUACUAUGCUAGUAGCUCCCUAUUCAUGGUACUAACAUGCGUGUAUUUACCUUUAAUGUUGCCCUGUGGGUUUACUCUGACAUGUUGAGGCACUAGGAAUUAUGCAUGCACUGGUUUAUUUUUAGAACAAGUGAAGAAUUGAAUGAAAAGGUUGACUAAAGAUGUACUGAUGCCACAGAAUAAUGCCAACAAUUACUUGCUCAUUGCAAACUGCGAAUCACGCCACGAUAUUGAAAUAAUGCAGACUAUAAUCGAAACUGACACCCUUUUGCAGAAUUGAUGUCUGCAGCUCCAAUUACGCAGAGCAGCAGGGGGAGCUGAACUCCACCAAGUUGCAGCCUCAUUGGCUGGAAAGGAUGUGGGCGGAUUUGCGCUGACGUUGCCCAUACUCGGGAUUAACUUGUUUUCAUGUCGCCAUAUCUAUCACAAUUUGUACUGCAGAGCCUGUUCACAUGCGGAUUGUUGACAUAGAGGAUUUCUUAUCUCCUUCGAGCCUUAAAGAAGUUUCUCUGUGUGUAUGUGUGUGUGGUGCAUAUGAGGGUGGAUAUGGUACCGCAGAGGCGCACAGUGCAAUGUGAGCGCAUGGAUGAGGAGCACGCAUCGCACUGAGGUAGCAGUGCUGAUGUCCUGUCACACAUAUGGGGGCCGACGGCAGUAAACACAGGAAGAGGCCUGGUGAAGGGCAGGAGGAUGAGCACUUCUCAUCUGGGUGGCGUAGCUUCCUCUCCAGCAUGGGCCUGUCAAUCCCAGCAGGCCUCUGUCGCCUUUCCUCAUCCGCUCUGCGUCUGGGGCAGCGUCGAAUGCUCCAAGGCAAGCCACCCGAGAUCCCAGAGCAUGUCCUGAGGUUGGCGGGAGUUGGCCCACACAAGCUGAGAGCGGAGUGGAGCCUGCCGGGGUUCAUUACCAUGUUCCUGCCCGAAUUCCCCCACAGAACUGUGCCUGGACAAGAGCACUUUCAGGUGCUGGGUUACAUCGCCAAAGGUUCGUUUGGACCCAUUCUGAAAGUGAAGGACAAGGCCAAACAGAAAACAUAUGCUGUAAAAGUUAUACCUAAAUCGGAGAUUCUGAGACUCGGGGUCUUAGAGCAGUCAAAAGAAGAAGUUAUUGUCCAGCGUCAGGUUCGCCACCCAUUUGUCCAUGACCUCCAGGACUGCUGGCAAACGCAGCGCCACCUCUACAUUAUGUGUGAGUACUGCAGCACAGGAGACCUGUACACUUACUGGCAGAUGAUUGGUCAGUUUACGGAAGACGCUGUGCGAGUGUUCGCAGCAGAGUUGGGAUGUGCGCUCGGAUUUCUUCACGACUUUGGAAUCAUCCACAGAGAUGUAAAGAUGGAGAAUAUCCUGCUGACAGACAAUGGACACCUCCGCUUAGCUGACUUUGGUUUGUCCCGUCGCCUGGAGCGAGGAGGAAGAGCCUUUACCAUUUGUGGGACCAUACAAUAUAUGGCCCCAGAGGUGCUGAGCGGCGGACCCUACAACCAUGCAGCUGAUUGGUGGUCGCUGGGAAUUCUGCUUUUCUCAUUGGUUACUGGGAAGUUCCCCGUGCCUCCAGAAGCAGACCACUGCAGUAUGCUGAGGAAAGUGAGGAGUUUUCCCUAUGAAAUGCCCCUCAGCUUCAGCCCCCCGCUGGCCUUGCUAAUCACUGAGUUGCUGUGCAAGACUCCCAUCCGCCGAUUGAAAACCCUUGAUCGAUUCAAGCGCCAAACCUUCUUCCAUGGAACAACUUUUGACCUCGCCUUGCUGCAGCGCCAGCCUGUGGAGGUGAUUCUGGAGCUGAGAGAGAGACCCGAUCGCGCCGCCAAAGCUCGACGAGGCCUCACUUUGUCUCUGCAGCCUCUCAGAGGCUUCGACUACGACUCGCUGCUCAGCCCUCCUGCCACACCGGACACGCAGCUGGAUGGCGACACGCAAACUCACACAGCUAUGCCAUUUCCCGGCCCAGCACUCCCACUGCAGCCUGCUCAGGAAAAAGGUCCACGCAGAGAAUUGUUUGUGUGACAGACUUUGAGUUUACAGUAUGGUCACUAGCACACUAAAGGUGUAUUUCUGCACACUUAUUCACCCUAACACACAGGUGUGGUGCGCCUUCUAAAAUGUCUUAUUUAGUAAAAGCCAAAAUAGCUUAUAAUUGAACUGGAUCUUUAGUUUAGAAGGGAAUGAUUCAUUUGAGUAGAAAACACUAUUUCUCCACUUGUAUUAGCAAGUUUGAUGCUUUUCUUUGUGAUUUAACAAGCACUGUUUCCUUCUUUUACUUGUUCUGCCUUCCAAUGAGCACCUUUUCAAGCCUGCUGUAUUUGCUCAACAGUUGUGCAAGAAAGAUUGCGCUAUAGUAUUAUCUACUUCCAAUGUUCCAGUGAAUGGUCAUGGUUGCCCUGUUAAUACAUAAUGUACGACUAUCGGCUAUCAAAUUCACCCCACGUAGAAAAGUCAUGCUAGUUGAAGACAAUGCACCGUAUUUUGUUUUUUUAUCCAGGAAACUAUUUGUAUUUAGGUAGAAAUCCAACCAAAACCCUCCAACAAAGUGAGUGAAUUUCUGAGCUUCUGCGUUUGUACUCAUAUUGCAUGAUUAUGAAACAGAAGUAGAAGUAGAUGGAAGAAACUCCCUUCCUCAUUUCCUGAGUGAUUACACUGUGAUUUUUACUUUAAAACCUGUUUAUUAAUGCUGUGUGUACAAAUUUUUCCCAAACUUGGACAUUUUUACUGCCUAAAUUCUGUAGCAGCAUACAAGUCUCUCCUUCUAUACUCUAUAAAAAUCAUGUAAGCAUCAUAACAUCAGCUUAAGAUGUGUACGCCUUCAACUUCUACUUUUUAUCGUUUAUAAAAAUGCGACUCAGGGGAGCACUCGCUGGAUUUGCCCAAGUCGGCCUUGAUUUUGACUCCAAGAUGGCAUCCAGCUGGACAGAUCAGAGCAGGGAUUGUAACGGCCGUACUGUUUACCUCCAGUGAACAUUUUGAUAGAUAUAAGGCUUUUUCUAUUGUCCCAGGCUACCGUAACCCCUCGCCAGUAAUCACACCUUCAUGCACUUACCUGAUCAUCAGAUUAUAGUAUGAUUUUGUGAAGUAUUGCCCUGAUAUGUACCCAGAAUGCCUCACAUGAGUGAUCCUGAGCUUGCUUUUUUGGUCACAAAAAAUCUUAUUUAUAAAGUCCUCUUUAUAAAAUUUAUAUGAAUAUUUUGGAUGCUAUUUGAUGUUAUGUGUUACAGUACUAUGUAUUUUUGU